Olea europaea var. sylvestris is the source of this 721-nucleotide messenger RNA. Its product is annotated as peptidyl-prolyl cis-trans isomerase-like. The transcript has a single exon. The coding region runs from base 69 to 587 and encodes 172 amino acids. The record is from RefSeq and is a predicted model, not a curated record. Gene Ontology annotation, molecular function: peptidyl-prolyl cis-trans isomerase activity. Gene Ontology annotation, biological process: protein folding; protein peptidyl-prolyl isomerization. Lineage: Eukaryota; Viridiplantae; Streptophyta; Magnoliopsida; Lamiales; Oleaceae.
CUCCCGCAUCCACCUCAAUUGUCCCCCGCCAAAUUCAAAUCGUAAUAGGAAACUCACAAUUUUCUACAAUGACAAACCCUAGAGUUUUCUUCGACAUGACAAUCGGCGGCCAGCCUGCCGGCCGCAUCGUGAUGGAGCUGUUCGCUGACACUACACCGCGCACUGCCGAGAACUUCCGCGCACUCUGCACCGGGGAAAAAGGCAUCGGCAGUAGCGGCAAGCCUUUGCACUACAAAGAUUCGACCUUCCACCGCGUCAUCCCUGAAUUCAUGUGCCAGGGAGGAGACUUCACCUCCGGCAACGGCACUGGCGGUGAAUCAAUCUACGGGUCAAAAUUCGACGACGAGAAUUUCGUGAAGGAGCAUACCGGGCCAGGUAUUCUUUCGAUGGCGAACUCCGGCCCGAACACGAAUGGUUCCCAAUUUUUCAUCUGUACGGACAAGACUGAGUGGCUUGACGGCAAGCAUGUGGUGUUUGGGGAGGUGGUUGAGGGUAUGGAAGUGGUGAUGGCCAUUGAGAAGGUUGGGUCCGAUUCUGGAGAAACAUCCCAGCCCGUUGUGAUCGCCGAUUGUGGCCAACUUUCUUAAAUAUUUAAGCGCUCUGUAUCACUAGCCACAGCAAGAGCGAGUGUGGCACAACAUCAAAACUACUAAUAAAUAAUCUUAUUACUUAGUGCCUAUUUGAUACAGAUGAAAAUCAAUUUUUUAACAGUUUUAUUUCA